Messenger RNA from Nyctereutes procyonoides (raccoon dog), 2034 nucleotides. Its product is annotated as proline-rich protein HaeIII subfamily 1-like. The transcript is spliced from 7 exons. The record is from RefSeq and is a predicted model, not a curated record. Lineage: Eukaryota; Metazoa; Chordata; Mammalia; Carnivora; Canidae. The coding region runs from base 1 to 984 and encodes 327 amino acids.
AUGUUUGCUUCAGUUGAUAGUAUAGCAGAAACGACACUACGUGCCCAAGUCCUAAAAACGCCUCCCUUUAUUAGAUUCCUUUUGGGAACCCAGCCACCAUACGGUGAAGAAGCCCAAGCAGCAUUUGGUGAGGCCCACGUGGAGGGGGGUGGAGACCUGGAGCUCCCAGACAACAGCCAGCACCGGCUUGGCCAGCCUUGGUUGUUGGGAGGAUUGCAGGGGAUGAUGUAUCGGGUGCACCUGAUAGCCGCUGCUGGAGGGUCCCUCCUGGACGUGCAGAGUCGCAGCUGGCAGUUCCCAAGAAGUUACGCAGCUCGCCGCCGGCCGGGGGUCGCCCCCGGAACCUCGGGGGGACCUGCCCUGCGGACCCCGCCCCGGCGCGCUGCGGCCGAAGCCUGGCGGCGACCUCCCGCUCCGCCGUCCGCCUCCCCCAGCGACCCUCCCCGGCCGACCUUUACGCCCAAGUGGGGCGCGCCGCGAGCUCGCGUCCUCCGGGUCCCCGCGGGGCCCCACCCGUUCCCGGGUCGUGCCCGCGACCGGGCCGGAGGCGAGGUGAAUGGGAAGAUGGAGAUGGAUGUUGAGGGAGUUUCUCCGCGCCCGGAGCCCAUCCCCCGCUCCCAGGGGGCUGGCGGAGCCUGCCAGGCGCCGCCACAGCCGCCCCAGCCCCAGCCCCAGCCCCAGCCCCAGCCCCAGCCCCAGCCGCAGCCGCCGCCGCCGCCGCCGCCGCCGCAGCCCCAGCAGCAGCCCCAGCAGCAGCCCCAGCCCCAGCCCCAGCAGCAGCCCCAGCAGCAGCCCCAGCAGCUGGCUCAGGAUGAAGUGCCCGGCGAGAGUGCGGGCGCGGAGGACAGCGACGAUCCCGAGGCGAGACCCGGCAGCGAGAGGGGCGAGAGCAAGAGAUAUCAUGGACUGAAAGGUGAUGGGUACCCCAAUGAGUUCACUACAAGAUCUCAAAGAUUCCAAGCCAUUGGCUGCUCCAAAGCAUAAAGCCACCCUUCUGGAGAGGCGGCAGGAAGGAAGCCUGGAGGAGGCUCCGCUGUUGGCCAGAGGAAGACCACCUUCUCAGGUGUCUGGGGGAACUGCUGAAGGACAGUGAGGGAGAUGUUGCUGGUCCCCAGGACAGAAACACAGCAGCUGGAACCAAGAAGCACUCAGAGUGGGACUCGAGCCCAGCACCCCUUCAGACUGAAGCUCUCUGAGAUACAUGUGCUUCCUGAUUGGACUGUUUUUGCUUUUCCAUCACCUGCAUAACACAGUUCUGGAUACUUUGGAAUGGUUGGCUUUCUUUCCUUUUUUAUCCUUCCCCCACCUCUACCCCCACCCCUGUCUUGUCUUUUUCUUCCCUUGGCCCUGAGAACUGUAAGAAAAGAAUUGCUUUGGAAAGUAUAAUUCUGUUGCUGAAAUUUGCCUUGUUUAUGAACAAAUUCUUUCCCUGAGGAUUUUCGGAAUUGCAAUCCCAGGUUACUUGGUAAAUGGGGCUGCAUGAUUUGAUUUGUGUAGUACUGAUCCUUAGAUUAAAAAUACAUUUUCUUUCUUUCUUUUUUCCCCCCAAGUUUUGGAUCCAGGUAAUGGCCCGAGUCACAUUUGCUUAGCUACUGAAGCGAUCUCAAUGUGGUAUCGCUUGGAGUUGAAACAUAAUCAAACAUACAUUAUACCUGGGGCUCUUGCAUGCUAUUUGAUAUAUAUGUUACACUACAAAGAAACACAAACCUUGUAGGUUGAAAUUUAAUUCCUGUCUGAUCCUAUAGUUAGAAUGGUGAGAAAUCACAAAAUAUCAAAAGUGGCUUCAAAUACCCUGAAUGUAAGCUAACCAACAAUAAAUGGACAGUUUGGAAAUGCCAUUUUCCAAGGCAAAGCAGGAAUUGGAGAUCAACUGACCUCGUCAACAGGGUUGCUCAGGUCUGUCUGUGGAUCUGCUCAAUUUGGAGGAAUCCAAGAACAAGGUCUCCUUCUGUGUUUGGGUUGACGGAAAUUGUGGCGUCUCUGACUUAAUGCUCUGUAACUGUGCCUGCCUUGCAAUAAAACACCUUUGGUUGA